AUGGCUCCGUUUCAAUAUUCAGCUCUGGACUCCCAGCAAUUUAGGUUCUUAGCGUUGCAUCCCGGAUUUCCUCAGGAUCCCCUUUCUGGUGGUCUCAUUAUUGGCCAUCUCGACCAGAACUCGAAACUGCCUUAUUAUGAGGCAUUGUCUUACUGCUGGGGGGAUCAGUCAUCACCAGACACUAUUAUACUUGAUGAGCGACUUGGUUCUGGUGAAAAAGGCAGCCUUGACAUCGGACGGAAUCUCGCUGCAGCUCUACAACACCUCCGCAAUCCCGAGCAAGAACGAAUCAUUUGGUGCGAUUCUAUUUGUAUCAACCAAAGAGACCUUUCUGAACGUUCCUCACAAGUAGCACGCAUGAGCGAAAUUUACAGCCUUGCCAAUAGGGUUGUGAUAUGGCUUGGUCCUCAAACGUCUUGGAGUAGGAUUGCCAUGGAUACCCUACGUUGGGCAGGACAUCAGAUCAAAUCAUAUCAUCAUUCGGUUGAGCAUGGUUCUAUAUAUUACUUCUUCAAAGAUACAGCAGACCCUCGGACUCAUGACCCAGCAAGCCCUCUUCCACUCAGUACGCAACAGUGGACAGCUAUAGAAUGUCUGCUGGACUUGGAUUGGUAUAAGCGCUUGUGGACGCUUCAAGAAGUAGCUUUGGCAGAUGAAAAGACAUGUACCGUUGUUCUCGGCUACGAGGAAAUGUUGUGGGCGACGUUCAAGGAUAGCCUUCUGCUUGUGUCUACAUUCAAACAGCCGCCAUCCAGUUUGAGACUCGAUCCUGUUCGUUACAGCUCUAACAUAAGAGCCUUCACCAUUAGAGGUGAAAUACAAAAAUACCGUGGUCUUUCUACUUGGAUGAAUGCUACUCUGUGGUCGUCGACUUUCCAAUGUUCUGACGAACGAGACAAGGUAUUUGCCUGCUAUUGUUUGGUGAAACCUGAAGCAGCCAAGGCUAUUGAAGUUGACUAUACGAAGUCUACCACGGAAGUUUUUACUUCCGUAUGCCUUGACGCUCUUUUCCGGGAACAGUCGCUCGUGUUCCUGAGCUACUGCAAAGCGCCUGCCAGUCCGAGUUGGGUGCCUAACUUGGCGAAGCCGGUCGGUCUAGCGGUGAGUGACGGUAAUGUGGCUCCAAAAUCCAUUCCCGAAGCACGUCUUGUUGAACCUGGCGUGCUAGAGGUAGCUGGACUCCUUUGUGACAAGUUGGUGGGGACUCCUCUUCUGGUACCUGUGAAGAAUGAUUUCCUAAAGACGCCUGCGGAAUAUCUUCAGGUGAUUGCGGACGCAGUGCAAAGUCUGUGCAACAAGGAGUUAUUACACGAUGACACUCAUCUUGAUCCGUUAAUUAUAGCGAUGACACAUGGAUCUGUUCGAGAUUAUUACAUUGAGAAAUUGGAUCCAACGGACCAAAGUCCAUUGCGCUGUCUUCAGGACUGGCGGAAAAAGAUACGAGGGCUAAUAACUGGCGACAUGAAAGAUGGCCAUGAUAUCGUGGAUCCGCAGGAUGCAGACGAGGUAUACAUACGUUCUUUACCUGGAGAGAGGUAUGCAAGUGGGUGUAUGAAGACUCGGAACGGAUGUGUUAUCCGGGUUCCACCAGAGAGUCUAGAGGGUGACUUGGUGGCAGUUAUUCUGGGUUUAAGACAACCACUUGUCCUACGUCCAGGGACCAAACCGAACACAUACUCCGUUGUAGGUACAUGCUACCACCCAGAACUUGUGGACGGGUCAGCGGUACUUGGAAAUGACUUUUCUGGCUGGGAGAGGCUAUGGGAUCGGGUAAGUUUUCAGAUUGCUUUCCACAAGGAGGGAAUUCUGCGUUAUACCGAUCCACGCCUUGAUGAUGUUCCUCUAGACGGUUUUCACGAAAUCUUUUCGACAGUCAUGGGUCGCGAGAUUCCUGUUUGGGUGCAUAACAAUGACAAAAACGAAUGUUUAUUGGACGAUCCUCGUAUGAGAGAAGCGGCAUUGUUGAAGAGGGGUGUACCGGUGAAGAGGCUCCAGUUAAUUUGA
Messenger RNA from Fusarium poae, 2004 nucleotides. RefSeq lists its product as uncharacterized. The coding region runs from base 1 to 2004 and encodes 667 amino acids. NCBI's taxonomy places the organism in Eukaryota, Fungi, Ascomycota, Sordariomycetes, Hypocreales, Nectriaceae. The record is from RefSeq and is a predicted model, not a curated record. The transcript has a single exon.